Saccostrea cuccullata (small rock oyster) is the source of this 1072-nucleotide messenger RNA. RefSeq names its product complement C1q-like protein 3. The record is from RefSeq and is a predicted model, not a curated record. Gene Ontology annotation, molecular function: protein binding. Lineage: Eukaryota; Metazoa; Mollusca; Bivalvia; Ostreida; Ostreidae. The coding region runs from base 33 to 722 and encodes 229 amino acids. The transcript has 2 exons.
GCUGCAGAAUCCACCGAGGAGUGCAAGACUGCAUGCAAAAAUUUGCCAUGGAUGAAGCAACUAGAACCAUGGUUUUGUGUAUGACAUUCAUUUGUGUUGCCGCAUAUCUUUUUAAGGAAAUUUUGAAUGAUGUUCAGAGGGAUGUAAAGAAAUGCGACAAUGAGUUUUUGUCAAUCAAACAGAGAAAUGCGGAACUAGAAACGAAAGUACAAAUGCUGGAAAGCUCUUUAGAAAUACAAGAGAAAAAUGCAGCAGAGAAAAGAGAGAAAAAUAUAGGGGAAAGAAUAAAUGCACUUGAGACCUCUAUCUCGGCCAUACGUCAAGGUAGGACAUAUGCUUUCACAGCUCUCUUAAGUGGCUUAAACAACAAUUAUGGGUCUGGUCAAACAAUAGUGUAUGACAACGUUAAGGUGAAUACAGGGGGUUGUUACAGUGGCAGUAAUGGAAUAUUCACGGCACCAGUUGCUGGUAUUUAUUUCUUUAGCUGGAGUACCAUGACUUCACCAAACGUCCCAUUGGAUACAGCACUUGUUCUCAAUGCUGCAAGUAAUUACAGGGUAUAUUUGAAAGGUGUUGCGAGUCCAAACUCUUAUUCUUUAUUUUCUCAGUCUACAGUCGUUCAAUUGGCACCAGGAGACAGGGUUUGGAUUGUCGCAUACAAAAUGGGAGCUCAAAACGUUCAUGGCGGUUCAUGGCCAGCAUUUUCUGGUUUUAGGGUAUAAUUUUGUAGAUUUCAACCUUUGUCUUUUAAGUGAGUAUUGCAAAAUAUGUUAUGGCAUCUGUGUAAAAUGAAAGAGGAGGUUUUGGAACCAAGCGCUACCUACCGGACAUUUUAAGCCCAUACUGUUUGGCAUAACAAUAAGACAUCAAGUGACCAUAUUCCAGACGGUGAAUAAGUUACUUUUUAAAAUACAUGCAGUCAAUCUGGUUAUCUCGAAAUUGAUUGGACCGAACGUAAAAUUCGACAUAUCCAUGGUAUUCGAGAUAUCAGUUUUCGAGAUACUGAAGUUCAACUGUACUUGUAUGAAGAAAAGUUUGGAGAAGAAUGCUUGAGAGAAAGACGGACAUGGAA